This is a messenger RNA of Mauremys mutica (yellowpond turtle), 4487 nucleotides long. It is a transcript of the gene BCAT1, whose product is annotated as branched chain amino acid transaminase 1. Gene Ontology annotation, cellular component: mitochondrion. Bases 177 to 1397 code for a protein of 406 amino acids. The record is from RefSeq and is a predicted model, not a curated record. Gene Ontology annotation, molecular function: branched-chain-amino-acid:2-oxoglutarate transaminase activity. Gene Ontology annotation, biological process: L-leucine biosynthetic process; L-valine biosynthetic process. NCBI's taxonomy places the organism in Eukaryota, Metazoa, Chordata, Testudines, Geoemydidae. The transcript has 12 exons.
CAGCAGCAGGGAGCAGAUCAGUUCCUUCUCACAGCUGCAACGUGUCCCAGCAAGGAGGCGUUGCAUAGGGAGAGACAGAUAGUUUGCAGGCGCUUCAUCCUGCUCGCUGGCCGAAGGGAGCGGGGCCGCGGAGAAAGCUCUUCUUGCCUCAUCUGGAAAUUAUCCUCUUGUACGGCAUGAUGAAGGGCUGUCAGAAUGAGUGCCCAGCUGGAGGAUGUACAGGGGGAGCCACAAAGCAAGCAACUGAAUCUUUCAAGGCUGCAGACUUAAUUAUUAACCCAGCUACCACUUUCAAGGAAAAACCAGACCCCAGUGGUUUGGUGUUCGGAACUGUUUUCACAGACAACAUGCUGACAGUCGAAUGGUCUUUGACUUCAGGAUGGGAGAAACCUUAUAUUAGGCCUCUUGAGAACCUUUCAUUACAUCCAGCUUCAUCAUCUUUCCAGUAUGCUGUGGAACCAAGAGGAGAGACAGAGGAGAAUCUGGUCCCAAUGGUGUGGCUCAAUGAAUACACACUGUUUGAAGGAAUGAAGGCUUAUCGAGGAGUGGAUGGUAAAAUCCGCCUGUUCCGUCCAACGCUCAACAUGGACAGGAUGGUGCGGUCGGCGGCGCGAGCAACACUGCCAUGUUUUGACAAGGAGGAGCUAUUAGAGUGCAUCCGGAAGCUUGUGGAAGUGGAAAAAGAGUGGGUCCCGCACUCUACGUCUGCAAGCCUUUAUAUCCGCCCUACUUUAAUUGGAACAGAGCCUUCUCUUGGAAUCAAGAAGCCAACUAAAGCCCUGCUGUAUGUUAUACUGAGUCCUGUGGGCCCAUACUUUGCAAGCGGAAGCUUUAAUCCAAUAUCCUUAUGGGCAGAUCCCAAAUAUGUAAGAGCCUGGAAAGGAGGAACGGGGGACUGCAAAUUGGGAGGGAAUUAUGGUUCGUCCAUCUAUGCCCAGCGUGAAGCUAUGGAAUUAGGGUGUCAGCAGGUUCUGUGGCUGUAUGGAGAGGAUCAUCAAAUCACUGAAGUCGGAACAAUGAAUCUUUUCCUGUACUGGGAAAAUGAAGAUGGAGAAGAAGAACUGGCAACCCCACCGUUAGAUGGCAUCAUUCUUCCUGGAGUGACGAGGCAGAGCAUCUUGGAGCUGGCACGCAAGUGGGGAGAAUUUAAAGUGUCUGAGAAGUACAUCACCAUGAGUGAUCUGACAGCUGCCUUGGAGGAAAACAGAGUCAAGGAGAUGUUUGGUGCUGGGACAGCUUGUGUCGUAUGCCCUAUUUCUAAAAUAUUAUACAAAGGCAAGAAUUUGCACAUUCCAACUAUGGAGAAUGGACCUCAGUUAGCAACCCGCUUCCUAAAUCAGCUGACUGAUAUCCAAUACGGAAGAGAAGACAGCGAAUGGACAUUCCUGGUGUCAUGAAUACAGAGUGGCGGGGAUCAGACCUUCCAUACACUACCCGACAGGACAAACCGUUAGACCAGAACAAUUGCCGAUUUUCUGUAGCUGCCUGUUUAGAGCUGUGCGUAGGGUAAUCAGUGUUCUCCCUGUCCUCCCCAGGGUGAUUGUUUCCACAUGCCGGGGAACGUGAACACAAUCAUUAUGAUUUCUACCAUAGUCUUGCUAAUAGAAGCCUAUCUUCUUGUUAGAGAUGCUAGAUGUAAGCAAUAGAACUGUCCCAACUGUUUUCUUGGUGCCUCCUUGUGUCUUAUGUACAGUCCAAAAACUUGUCAAAUACUCUUCAACUGGUCUUCAGUGUAAGCCAUGGUGUUUUUCCAACUGCCACCACUACUGGAGAAGACUGCCAUAUAAAAAAGUUGCCCAUUAUUUAGGAGAACAGUUACUAUCUCUUAGUCCUAUUUCAUUUGCAUCCUCAGGCAAUGGAUUAUGUUUUUCUCUGUUACUCCACUUAUGUGGGAGGUUCCUCUCUGCAUUCCCAGAGCCCCGAGGAGCCCAUUUUUAAUCCUGCCAACAUCAUACCCUCACCUUUUAGGCCCCACGUCAUAGCAACCACGCCUUUAGAAUGAGGAUGAAUUGGUGGGAAAUCCCUUCAGAGCCCAGCAACACCACUCUUAAAUCAGCUUACAAGAACUUACAAUAUACAAAGUGAUCUUUCCCCACCCAAGGCUUUACAGUGCUCCCAGCCCUGGCUGGCCCACUUGUUUCUUAAUAUGAUCUUUCUAUUUUCUGAAGAGGCCGUGGCUUUUCAGUAUGGGUUCUCCUAUAUCUUCCCCUGCUUGCCAGUGGAAAAGUGCUCAGUGCAGGAGAACAGAGGGAUUUCAUUCACUCCUUGUCAUUCUGCACUACCAUGUUCCCUUACUUCUUCAUACACCACUAGACUCGUGAUACACUCUCUUGUUGCCAAGAUACAAGAUACAUCUGUUAGCUCGCAAUUAGGGAAAUUAAUAACUUCUGCAAAUUUUCUUUAACCCUUAAAUAUGCUACCAUCCAUAUAAGCCUUCUCAUCUACGCACAUGCUUUUCUCAACUAGUUUUAAGAUGUCUCCUGCCAAAAAGGAAGUACAGUAUUCAGUAGUAAUACUCCAAAAUGCUAGGGGCCUGAAUCUUCUGUUACUCUGGCAUAGAAUUUAUGUAACUUCAUAGCUGUCAAUGGAGUUAAACUGAUUUUAUGCAGGUAUAACAAAAUGGCGCCUCAGACCGUACAUUUUACACUAGCCAUACAGCAGUAUUUUGGGAACUAACUAGUAUUUUUUUAAUAAGGGAGGGAGAGUUUCUCUCCCACACUUUCUAACUGACCCCACCUGUAACUGGCAGUUGCUACCACAAUGUAAAAUAUACUAAGCGUCAUCUCUAAUGGGCAGCCUCCUGUCUUAAGCCACCACUUAAAAUUAUCCACAGGGCUUUCUUGUACAGUAUUUGGUCAAACAUUAACCCUCAGUCUCUACUAGGCCACCAUUUGCUGCUGGUCCCGUGAGUGGUGGGUUAGACAGAUCUUGCUGCAGUCUGUUCUCAUACCUUAUUGAAGAACAGUUGAAGGUUACCAGUGACAAUUGUUCAGAGUGAGUUGUUGGACAGUGUUCUAUUUAGAAUAUACCUACAAGCACAAAGUGCUGUUUCAUUUAUGGUAGCAGUAGUACUGUGUAUCUCUUCUUCUCACAAUUUAAAUCUGUACUGUGCUCUGGUCUCUGUUCAGUUUCUUGUGAUGUAUCAUAGGCCACCGGUAGUUUAUUUAUUUUUAUUCAUCUACUGGAAAAAUUAACAUGGGGGAUACAUCGAGAUAUGAUGUGGGGUAGAGGCAUUUUUCCAACAAGGCAAGUACCACAACUGAAGAGUGCCUUUGGGUAGAGUGUGUCAUAGAGCUCAUACCAAAUUACGUCAUGAAUGAGACUAAAUGGCUUCCUGUUACUGAACCGUAACCUGAUCCCUCACGUUUAGCUUAGAUAAUUGUCUUUGACAGCAAAAGUCUAGGUGGUUCGGUUUGACUGAGGUGCCUGGGGAAUUGGAUGUGCAAUUCCCAUACUUGAGAUAUCAGUAGUAUUAACAGAAGUUGCACAUCAAAUUCCCCAUGGACAGUACUGACAGUAAUCUACUCACAAGUCAGACUGAAGAAAUGAAUACCAGUUACAAUGAUUGAUUUAGAGUGGUUGACGCCUUAAAGUCUUAUAUCAGACUACAAUAAUUUUAAGUGGAGCUCAACAUUGGCCUGUUGUAGUCUACACUGACUUUUGGGGAGACCUGAGUUAGACCUCCUGUCUUAUCUGUUUACCUCUUGUACUGCUGGAGACCUCAAAAGUGCAAGGGCUAACAGAGGGCAAAAUUGGAAGGUCCCCAGAAAUAUGAGCUAUUUCCUAGAGAAAAAGUGAAACCAUGUAGAGCACUCCCAGUCGGCUAGUGUCAUCUCUGUGAAUACUUUUGCUCCCUCUUGGUAAAUUCAGACAGCCUUGAUUAUUUUCAUUCAGGCUCUGGGUGAAUAGGUUCCAGGUUUUAAACAUUAUAUACUAAAUAAACCAGCAGAGAAUUUUGAUCUUUCAUGACAAGCCUAUGUGGAAAUACAUAGCCUGCAUUCUGCAUCUGUAUUAUUUUAUCCUUUUAUCAUAAAAUUCCAAGAAAUAACAUUUGUAAAUAACAGUGAGAACUUGAGAGAUACUGUGUUCUCCUUAUUUUAGCCCAUAUAGUUUAGGAAGGAAUCGUGCUAUUCCCUGAGCUGAUAGACUGUAAAAGAACAUCUGUGCAUCUCUUUUCCAUGUGCGCUAUUUGUUUAAUUGUAGCAGAUUAACAUAGAAAGGGUAUGGUACAUCAUAACUAGGCAAUUAUCCAUUCUUCAUCACUUAGUUAUGGUUACACUAAUUGAUCAUUUAAGAAAUAAGAUAGUCUAACAUUAGGAACAUUUGAGGCUGUUCAGAAAAGAUCAACAAAUUAAUAAUUGUGUGAUAUUUGCAUAAUUGGCUGCAAUUAUUUAAUGUUUAAUUGGGUUGAUCAAAUGCGAUUCAGCCUCUCACAUGUGUAUGCUUUACAAACAGUGGUACUUUAAAAUGAUAAUGAUGAACUAUAA